Molecule: messenger RNA, 768 nt
Organism: Lachancea nothofagi CBS 11611
Lineage: Eukaryota; Fungi; Ascomycota; Saccharomycetes; Saccharomycetales; Saccharomycetaceae
Source: the annotation of a GenBank genome assembly
AUGCCAUUUGAACUUACCGCCAGGCCGUUCAAGAAAGCGGACCUUCCAACCACUCAAGCAGAAAUCGUGAAGGAAGCAAAAGAGCUUAUUGACCAAAUCUGCGUGAGCUGGAAGAAAGGCAAAUGUUAUCAUAACACGCUGGGCCUCAACCCUACGCUAGAUUCCGAUAAAGUGGCGGUGCAGACGUAUUAUACCAAUCGAGAAAAGGAAUACUGGUUGAGCCGCGUGAGUGAGCAUCACCUAGAUGCCGCAACCUACGAGCGGUUGGUCAAAGUCCUAAAUGGUAGUGUCAAAGAGGGCUCUCAUUGGGAGCUGCCAGAUAGGACCGCUCGCUCACGCAUCGAGAUAGACUAUAUCGAGACUUUGACACAUGUCGAGGUCUUGGAGACCACAGACUCAGGUUGGGUAGCAGUGAACCUCGAAUACGAACUCGGAAAGCCCUUGACGACGCGUGAGUUUAAUGAAUGGGUUUACGUCGUUCCACCUUUCAAAAGCUCCGAUAAUGAUAUCGAGACUAGCAUAGUCGUUUCGCUCGUGGCAGACGCUCCCUUGAAUGACCCUGUGGCGCAUACACAUGCUACCUACGCAAGUGUCGAAACACUUGAAUACAACCUGAAAACCGAGCAACUCACCUGGAAGAUGGCUCUCACAAGUGAUGCUGGUGGAAAUGUGCCCAAAUGGGUACAAAACAGCAUGAUAGCAAAGACCGUUGCCAAAGAUGUCAGCUACAUGUUGGAGUGGUUGGGAGAUCACAAGGAUAGCAAGUAG